Danaus plexippus (monarch butterfly) is the source of this 655-nucleotide messenger RNA. RefSeq lists its product as uncharacterized. The coding region runs from base 263 to 634 and encodes 123 amino acids. The record is from RefSeq and is a predicted model, not a curated record. The transcript is spliced from 3 exons. Lineage: Eukaryota; Metazoa; Arthropoda; Insecta; Lepidoptera; Nymphalidae.
AUCUACGGAAGCUUUGGACUAUUUGGUAAAUAAUUACGUCUACAUACAAGUUAUUUAUACGUUUAUUUGAGUGAAACCAGAUCACUUGGAAUCAAUUAUUCACAUCGUAAUAUUGAUGUUCAGUUGUCGUUACUUCGGUUACCCUUACAAAUAUGAUUUAUAUCAAUAUUAUGACAGCAAAAUCAUUGUAUUUUGUUAGAAGUGGUAAUAACAUCAAUUCUUCUUUCAGCUUCUGUUGACCUUGAUAAUAAAAGUCCCUGAAAUGGUGCACACAGCUUACAAUGCGAUAACAACGCUGACAUUUACAAUGGUGGAAAUUUUUCAUGACGCCAUAAUAUUGAUAUAUAUAAUACAAAAUCUAAUGGUUGUAUCUAUUCCUACCAUAUUUGCUACGAUGCUGACGACCGAAGCUAACAAUUUGAAGCUUUUAUUGCACGACAGAUUACUCAUUGAAAGGGCUUCGUCAGUUAGAGAGGACAUAAAGCGUUUUGUUGCAUACAUCGACGCAAGGCCAUUCCAGUUGUAUGUUUGUAGACUCAUACCUUUGGAUUAUAAAUUUCCACUUAUUCUAAUAAAUAUUUAUGUUUCGUAUGCAAUAGCACUUGCACAGUUUUCAAAUACAGAUAAAAAUUGAGAUAAAAUAUCGUAUAACGAG